This is a messenger RNA of Penicillium subrubescens, 492 nucleotides long. RefSeq names its product TRAPP subunit BET5. The transcript has 5 exons. Gene Ontology annotation, cellular component: TRAPP complex. NCBI's taxonomy places the organism in Eukaryota, Fungi, Ascomycota, Eurotiomycetes, Eurotiales, Aspergillaceae. Gene Ontology annotation, biological process: endoplasmic reticulum to Golgi vesicle-mediated transport. The record is from RefSeq and is a predicted model, not a curated record. Bases 1 to 492 code for a protein of 163 amino acids.
AUGACUGUCUAUUCGUUCUAUAUCUUUGAUCGCCACGCGGAAUGCAUCUACAAGCGCCGCUGGCUGCCUCGCCCGGCGUCGAUCGUGGGGAAGUCACGCAACACCGAUAGUCCAGCCCAGUCUGGGCUCGCGGGAACUGGCCAGACGAUGCGAGCUACAGACGACGACUCAAAAUUGGUGUUUGGUACGGUUUUUUCGCUGCGGAAUAUGGUCCGCAAGCUGGGCGGCGAUGAAGACAACUUCGUGUCCUUCAACACCAGUCAGUACAAGCUGCACUACUACGAGACACCGACCAACAUCAAGUUCGUCAUGUUGACGGACACUAAGAGUCCCAGCAUGCGCAUCGCUCUCCAGCAGAUCUAUAUCAAUCUCUUCGUGGAAUACGUUGUCAAGAACCCUCUGUCUCCUGCCGAACACCCAGGCGGCGUAGGAGUCAACAACGAGCUCUUCGAAGAAUCACUAGAGCAGUUCGUGACCCGUGUUCUCUCGUGA